Messenger RNA from Plasmodium knowlesi strain H, 735 nucleotides. Its product is annotated as gametocyte associated protein, putative. NCBI's taxonomy places the organism in Eukaryota, Apicomplexa, Aconoidasida, Haemosporida, Plasmodiidae. The record is from RefSeq and is a predicted model, not a curated record. The transcript has a single exon. The coding region runs from base 1 to 735 and encodes 244 amino acids.
AUGAACAAUUCAAGGAAAAGUAAUUACAGGAGGCUAUCCCUCUUUGCUAGUUUAUCAGUAAUGUUUUUGUGUGGUUCUACUUUUGUUUCGAAAUAUGAUACGAAUACAGUGAGAAGUUGUUGCCAGGAAGAAUCCUGUCAGGGGGAGAAAGUAUUCGGGAGGAAUCUAGGAGAAGCAGGGGUACAGGGCGUGCUAAGUGCAAGGAAUGAAUUAAUGCGUUUUAGAAGAAGAUCUAUUUAUUCCCACAUGGACAAACUUGUGGAUUGUUUAUUUAGAGGAUUUUUAGAUACAUUAAUGUGGUUUACUGAUGAAGUCUACAAAUCGGAUGAAAGUGGAGAUUAUAAAAAUACUUCAAUGAUUGAAAAAAUUCUUAGAAAACAAAUGUACGCAGAGGGCGUUACUCUUUCAAAUAGAACGGUAACUAAUGAAGUGCAGAGAACGAAGGAGCGUCACGAAGAAAUUGCAACUCAAGGAACGAACUCCGAGGUAGUCAGGCGUAUGAUGAAGAUGUACGAACUUGAAAAUAAUUUAUCUAAAGAAACAUUAAAAAAAAUUAGUGCUCCAAAUAGAACACAAAGCAUACAUGAUAUCUUGAAUACAGAAAAGAUAAAACUUAAAAUAAAGAACAAGUUGGAAAUCAUACCAUACACUUACGAUGAUUCUAUUAUUGAUUCUGUGUCGUCCAGAAUUAUUGGGCGCGUUACGGACAUAUCUAAGGAUGAGAAUAUUAUGUAG